Molecule: messenger RNA, 2225 nt
Organism: Sardina pilchardus (European sardine)
Lineage: Eukaryota; Metazoa; Chordata; Actinopteri; Clupeiformes; Clupeidae
Product: malignant fibrous histiocytoma-amplified sequence 1 homolog
Exons: 8
Coding region: 306-1880 (524 amino acids)
Molecular function (GO): protein binding
Source: RefSeq, a predicted model, not a curated record
ACACAUCGCAAAGGUACAUGUGAUCUCGUGAAGUGCUGUCCCAAUCCCAAAUACCUAUCUGAGCCUAUGUGGCCUCACACACUCACUCACUUAGCACCUGAGAUCAAUUAAGUCUGUGAGUCUUUAGUUCUUAGUCUUUAGGGCUGACAUUGGGAUUGGGCCAUUACAGGUUACUAUCCCAUUAUCUGCUAUACUGUAUAGUACCACAGCCCCACCUCUAGACCAAAGCAGGAAGAAGUGAAACUAAAUGAGCUCAAUACGACUGAUACAGGAAGUUACUCGCACCGGCUUGCAAGUUUGUCAAAAUGCCACCCACAAAUGGUCACAACCAGCAGGGGAAAAAAGACAGAGACUUUGCUGGGAGGAAACUGAAGUCACUUCCCAAGUCAAUUUUUGAUAACAGCGAGAUCAUCACAAAGGUUGACUUACAGCGCAACAGACUGAAACAGGUCAGUGGGAUUUCUCAGCUUGUUAACCUUACAGAGCUGAUUCUGUCCAGAAAUGAAUUGGCAGAUUUUCCUGAGGAGAUUGGAAAACUCCAUCACUUAAAGACAUUGUACAUCAAUCAAAACAUCAUCAAGUGUAUACCUGAGAAUGUUUUCCCAAGUCUACAACAACUUGAAUUUCUCAAGUUAAGCACCAACCGCUUAACAGAGCUCCCGUCUGACAUCAACCAGUGCCAAAGCCUCAAUUACCUGAAUGCAUCAAACAACUACUUGAAGGAUCUGCAAGCCCUGGUGGGUGUUCCAAAACUUCAGAAUUUGUAUGUGGAAAAUAACAGGUUGACAGAUCUCCCUGAGGAGUUAUUUACGAAUCUGAUCAUGUUCAAGGCCACUGGCAACCCACUUAGGAAGCCACCAGAGGACAUCUGUAUUGGUGGCUUAAAAGACAUUCGCUCCUAUUUCACAAUGUUAAGGGCCAGCUCAUCCCCAGUGACAGUCAAGACCAUCAAAACAAUGUUCCUUGGAUCAUCAAUGGCAGGGAAGUCCACACUCUGCCGCAGUUUUCAGAGUUCCAGUCCAGUGGAAGUGGAUGUAGCUGACAGGACUGUGGGCAUUGAAAUUGUCGAGGUAGAAAAAGGAGGUGUCCGUUUCCUCUGCUGGGAUUUUGCUGGACAAGAAGAGUACUACAUAACCCACCAUGUCUUCAUAACCCCCCAGGCAUUUGUCAUCCUCGCAAUUGAUUUGUCAAGCUAUGACCCCUCAAACCCCCAGUCGUUUGAGGAGCACGUCAGCUUUUGGAUUAGCAAUAUCCAGCUGCGGGUCCCUGACUCUGUGGUUUUACCAGUGGGAACUCAUGUUGACCGAUGUCGGGAUGAAAUGGACGUUGACCGCAAGAAAGAGCAUAUCAACAGUGAGCUGCAGAGAAUGCUAACUGAUAGGACAGCAAUUUUACAGGAACUGAAAAAGACGCUACAGGAAUCAGACGACCCCUCGCUUUACUCAGACCAGAUGAAUGACCUUAGUAGGCUUACACACUACAAGCUAAAGGUACUUGACCUUCUGCUUGUUGACUGCACCAAACCGGAAGAUAUUCUGAAGUUCCAAGAUCACACUCUGAAGGAAGUCACAAAUAAGGAAAACUUUCCAAGCAUUGAGAGGACACUACCAGGGAUCUAUCAAGAAGUAGAGAAAAAGAUUCAAGAUCUCCUCAGUGAAGAUGACAUACCUCAGCAUGAAAUAAAGAAGUCUUGGCAAAUGGUCCGAGAGAUCAUGCGUAAGAUGGAUCAGCUGGCCCAGGAGUGGCCUGGCCUAGUCCAACAUGUCCACAGUCCCUGUAAGGAGUUUGGCUGCUCUGGAUACUUUCGGUGGGGAGAUUGGAAAGACUGGGAAGAGUCCUCUGGAUCGGCAAGAGUGACAGCACAAAAGAGGAAAAAGUGAUUUGUCGCAAUGGGCAUACACGACGGAUCGAGCUGAUUUAUCCCAAAGGACUGUUCAACUCUGAUUCUACGGAAUACCAGGCUGCUUGAGCAUCAUCAACAUGAUCUGUUUAGGUACAAUCUGAAAUGAAUAAUGACAACCACAAUGAAUAUUAAGUCCAUCUGUCACAUGAACUGUGUCUAAAAUCUAUUAUGUCUGUAAUUUGUUGUGACCUUAUAAAGUACACUAUGUUUAAUGUAUCACUAAAAAUUAGAGAAGACUGUAGAAUGUCAUCAUUUGUCCGUUAAAUUAUUGAAGAUUGUCUUAAUGAAAAAACAUGUUUUGUUGUGAAUUAUUUCUAUGCUA